GGAGCGGGACCCAGGAUGGGCUCUAAGUACCCACCUUCUAUGAGGGGCUGCCUGCCCCUGUGGACCCUACUGCUGGUGGUGGCUUUCAUUGUCAUCUUCUUCUUUUUCACCUCCUAUGACACUUCCUCACAGGAUCCAAAGGAGCUCACGGACACGUAUCGAGUCCUGCAAGAUGUCACCAUCAUGAUGGCCCUUGGCUUUGGCUUCAUCAACUCGUCUUUGCGGAGAUACGGCUGGAGCAGCAUGGCCUUCAACUUGUUCUUGCUGGCGCUGACGGUGCAGUGGGCGGUCCUGCUAAAUGGCUUCCUGGAGCAGCUCUCCCCCCAGAAAGUGGUCAUCAAACUGUCCAGUAUUAAGCUGGCCACCAUGAGCGCCAUGUCUGUGCUCAUUUCAGCGGGUGCCGUUCUAGGCAAGGCCAACCUGGUGCAGCUGGUGCUGAUGGCACUGGUGGAGGUGACAGCCUUUGGCGUCAUGAGGAUGAUCCAAGCCAAGUACUUCGUUAAGGACGACCAUGUAAACAUGAUGCACAUCCACGUGUUUGCGGCCUAUUUUGGGCUGAUGGUGGCCUGGAGCUUCCGGAGGCCUCUGCAUGGGAGAAUGAUGGAGAAAUAUCAGACAGAAAAGAGAUCCAGUUUGUUCGGCAUGCUGGGAACCCUCUUCUUGUGGAUAUUCUGGCCAAGUUUCAACUCUGCUCUGCUGCCGAACGAAAGGAAGAAUGCCAUGUUCAACACCUACUAUGCUCUUGCGGUCAGCACGGUGACGGCCAUCUCGGUGUCGUCCUUGGCUCACCCCCAAGGGAAGAUCAACAUGCAUCAUAUCCACAAUGCGGUACUGGCCGGAGGUGUGGCUGUGGGUACCUCGUGUUACCUGAUCAGGUCCCCUUGGCUCGCCAUGGUGCUGGGCCUUGUUGCCGGACUCAUUUCCACCGGAGGAGCUCUGAGCCUGACGAUGCGUUUUAACAACAUGCUGGACCUCCAUGACACCAGCGGCGUGUACUACACCUUCGGCUUGCCGGGUCUCCUUGGGGAGAUCGCCCACAUUGUGCUGAUAACGCUUCAAGACGACUGGACCAAGAGUACCAGGGUUGAAUACCAGUUGCUCUUGGACAUUGGGGCCCUGAGCUUGGCCCUGGCUAUGGGUCUGAUAAUUGGUCUUUUGACAGGUUUGGUCUUAAACCUCAAAAUAUGGAAAGGACCUCAUAUGUCUAACUAUUUUGAUGACCAACUUUACUGGAAGUUUCCUCAUCUGGCUGUUGGAUUUUAAGCAAAAGCAUCCGAGAAAGAGAAGUCCUGUCCGAAGUCGAGACAGCCUCCUUUCAUUGUUGCUCACCUUUUUUUGUGAAUGACACAUACUCUUU
Molecule: messenger RNA, 1357 nt
Organism: Suricata suricatta (meerkat)
Lineage: Eukaryota; Metazoa; Chordata; Mammalia; Carnivora; Herpestidae
Gene: RHCE
Product: Rh blood group CcEe antigens
Exons: 10
Coding region: 16-1263 (415 amino acids)
Biological process (GO): ammonium transmembrane transport; ammonium homeostasis
Cellular component (GO): plasma membrane
Molecular function (GO): ammonium channel activity
Source: RefSeq, a predicted model, not a curated record